CAUAACGAGAGAGGACACGAAGAGAGGACAGUAAGAGGCUGAAAGUUUCUUUGAUUAUUUUUUGUUCUGCUCUCCUGGAUUACUUGAGAUUGUCUUUUGGUACACUCUGCAGAACCCUGCAUGUGCCAGUGACACUGUGUGCAUCCUCUCAUAGCUGUCUUGCAUUUAUGCCUGUUUGCACAUGUGUAGUAUUUCAUAGCUGCAGUUAACAGAAUCUGUGUGAGACACGCAGAGAGGAUGGGAGCCCUUCGCUUGUCUCUUGCUCUCCUCCUGCUCCUCUCCUCUCCUGUAAGGGCUCAGUGGUGGAGUUUCCUCUGGUCAAACUCAAAAAGCAGCCCCAGCUCUUCUCCUCCCUCUGUUCCCCCCUCCAUCACCUCUCCAUCCAUCAUCUCACCGGGCCCUUCUGACAUCCCGGGAACAACGGAGUGGGUGGGAAAGGAGGACGAGAUGAAGGAGAAAGCUCCAGAGGGUAGCACUCAAACAGAGACCCCUACGCUCCGCCCAGCAGUGUCAAUUUCUGGCCACAGCACUGAAGCACCUGGGACCCCACCUCAAGAUGAGAACACAGGUGGAAACAGCAACGGCAGAUCUCAAUACAAACCACUGAAACACUGGAAGAGUGAGCGAGGCUCAGGAGGUCAUCUGGACCUGACGGAGUUGAUAGGCGUCCCCCUCCCUCCGUCGGUCUCCUUCACUCCUGGCUACGAGGGUUUUCCAGCCUACAAUUUUGGGCCUGAAGCCAACAUCGGCCGGCUCACCAAGACCUUUGUGCCAGGGUCAUUCUACAGGGACUUCGCCAUCAUUGUCACGGUGCGUCCAGCCAACCAGCGAGGAGGUGUGCUCUUUGCCAUCACAGAUGCCCGUCAGAAGGUGGUGGAGCUGGGUUUGGCCCUCACUCCAGUCCGUGGGGGCCUCCAGAGCAUCUUACUGUACUAUACUGACAGAGAGCAAGCCUCCCACAGCCACAAAGCUGCUACCUUCAGUGUCCCAGACAUGACUGACCAGUGGACACGAUUCACAGUGGUGGUGGAGCACGAAGAGGUGCGUCUCUACAUGGACUGUGGCGAGGCCGAGAGGACUACCUUCCAUCGAAGACCAGAAAGACUUGCUUUCUCACACAACUCAGGCAUUUUCGUUGCAAAUGCAGGAAGCACGGGGCUUGACAAGUUUGUGGGAUCUAUUCAGCAGCUGGUGAUUAAAGAUGAUCCCAGAGCAGCUGAGGAGCAGUGUGAAGAUGACGAUCCUUAUGCCUCAGGAUACGCCAGCGGAGACGAUGCUCUGGACGACAGAGAGACAGAGGAGGAAAUGAUGAAGAACACACAGGAGAGAAAACACGGCACAGCACAGGAGGAGGACAGCUUCCCAGUCAGAGCACCGCCCACUGAGGCUCCAGAGGUGGAGCUUGAUGAGUAUUCAGGUCAUCAGACCCCAACAGAGGCCACUAAAGAAAUGAUGGCAAAAGGGCCACCACGGACAGAGGAGCCAGGGGAGAGAUCAGAAGACGGUCACGUCAAGCAUGGGUUGAAAGGAGAGCGAGGGGAUCCUGGACCCAGAGGCCAUCCUGGCCCACCUGGUCCCCCAGGCAUCACCCCCUCAGUUAGGCAAGGUCAGCCCGGACCAAGAGGGCCACCAGGACCACCAGGGAACCCUGGACACACGGGACAACCAGGGAGAGAUGGACAGCAGGGAAGACAGGGUGAUAAAGGAGAUCCAGGUCAGAAAGGAGCGCAGGGAUUUUCAGGUUUGGACGGAGAACCUGGAACCAAAGGAGAGAAGGGAGACCCAGGAGUUGGUUUACCAGGCCCCCCUGGCCUCCCUGGACCUCCUGGACCCCCCAGAUCACGCAGUGUACCCUACGGAGCGGAUGCCCUGGGUUCUGGGUUUGAAGACCAGGACAGUGACACUGAACUCAUCAGGGGUGUUCCUGGUCCACCAGGGCCUCCAGGACCUCCUGGUCCCCCUGGACCCGGCUUGUCAUCAUCUGAAACAGCUGAAGGCUUCUCUCCUGGGCACACUGGACCACCUGGUCCCCCUGGCAAAGACGGGCUCCAAGGCAAACCUGGAAUACCAGGUCCAGCAGGAGAAGAUGGGGCUCCAGGUUUACCAGGAGCUGAAGGAGAGAAGGGUGAUCAAGGGUUACCUGGGUCACCUGGACCAAAGGGCGAAUGUGGAGGUGAGGGCCUAGGAGGGCCUCAAGGGCCGCAAGGGCCCAGCGGUCCACAGGGAAGGAGAGGCCCAUCAGGUCCACCUGGACCCCCUGGGCCCCCCGGACCUCCAGGAACCAAAUUCUUUGUAGAGGAUAUGGAGGGAUCUGGCAAGAGUGAUGCGCUCAUUAGAGGUGGAGUCAGAGGUCCACAGGGUCCCCUUGGCCUACCUGGCCCACAAGGCCCUAAGGGUGAGGAUGGAGCCACAGGUGCUCCAGGGCUCUCUGUCAAGGGUGAACCAGGGGACCCAGGACCAGAGGGUCUUCAGGGUCCUGCUGGAUUACCAGGUGCAAGGGGAGUCAAAGGAGAAAAAGGCAGUGAAGGAACUAAGGGUGAACGUGGCGUUGAUGGACUCAGUGUCCCAGGACCACCUGGACCUCCUGGACCUCCUGGACCCACCAUUAAUCUACAAGAUCUGCUCCUCAAUGAUACAGAUGGUAUCUUCAACUUCACAGGGAUCAGGGGACCACCAGGACCCAUGGGCCCUGAAGGCUUGCCUGGCAGAGCUGGAUUUCCUGGCCCCAGAGGACCAAAGGGAGACACAGGCCCUCCAGGUAUCCAUGGGCCAGCAGGGCAUAAGGGAGAGAAGGGUGAGCCAGGGGUGACCAUUGCUGCUGAUGGAUCCAUCUUAUCAGCACCGAGAGGCCCUCAGGGGCCCAAAGGCAUCAAGGGUGACCGUGGGUUCCCUGGACAUGCUGGACUUAUGGGUCCAAUGGGACCUUCUGGACAAAAAGGAGAAUAUGGCUUCCCUGGUCGCCCGGGACGACCUGGUAUGCCUGGGAGGAAAGGGGACAAGGGAGAUUCUAUUGGCCUGCCGGGACCUCCAGGUCCACCAGGUCCACCUGGACUUCCAGGAAGAAUUCUUGGACUGAAUGGAACAGUGUUUCCGGUGCGCCCCAGACCGCACUGCAAAAAGGGACGAGACUCGGUAACAGGGGGAGAUUCAGUUGGAGCUAAAGGAGACAAAGGAGAUGCGGGAAUACCUGGAGAACCAGGCACACCUGCGCCCGGGUUUCCUGAUGGAGUUGUGGGUGCUAAAGGUGAUCAGGGAAACAAAGGUGAGAAGGGAGAAAAGGGUGACUCAGGCCUUCCUGGUCCUCCAGGACUGCCAGGGAGAUCAGGACUUGUGGGUCCAAAAGGUGAAUCCAUUGUGGGUCCUCCAGGUCCUAUUGGUUCUCCUGGCCAGCCUGGACCCUCUGGGUUCGGACGCCCUGGUCCCCGAGGGCCACCUGGCCCUGCUGGACCCCCAGGACCUGCACCUGCAUAUGGAUCAGUUGUCAGUAUACCUGGCCCUCCUGGUCCUCCUGGUGCCCCAGGUUCUCCAGGUUAUGCCAACCCGGUGACCACCUAUAAGACGAGCCACGCUCUGACCAGAGAGACUCAUCGUGCUGCAGAGGGAACCCUGGCGUACGUGUCUGAGGGUGAAGGAGAGCUUUACAUCAGAACACACAAUGGUUGGCGCAAGAUUCAGCUUGGAGAGUUAAUCCUUCAUGGACCAUCAACCUCAGCAGCAUCUCAGUCCCUCAGCAGACCUGGAGAAUGGAGCAGACCACACAGGAGCCACAGCCAGGAGCUACAGGAGGGCAGUAGAGGAUAUCAGCCCAGCUAUAACGUGCUGCCACAGAGCUUCAACGCUGUUCCUGGGCUCCAUAUCGUAGCUCUGAACACCCCGCUGAAAGGAGAUAUGCGAGGCAUCCGUGGGGCAGACUUCCAGUGCUACCAGCAGGCUCGCGCCAUGGGGCUAACAACCACCUACAGGGCUUUCCUGUCCUCACACCUCCAGGACCUGGCAACCAUCGUGAGGAAGUCGGACCGCACUGACAUGCCCGUGGUUAAUCUUAGGGGUGAGGUGUUGUUCAGUAGCUGGAUGUCCAUCUUCUCUGGGAACGGAGGCAUGUUUAACCCGUCCACACCUAUCUACUCUUUCGAUGGACGCAACGUGAUGACUGAAUCAGCUUGGCCAGAGAAGAUGGUAUGGCACGGCUCCAGUCCCGUAGGAAUCCGUCUGACCACUAACUACUGCGAGGCGUGGAGGACGGGUGACAUGGCGGUGACGGGCCAGGCUGCGCUGCUGCAGACAGGACGCCUGUUAGGACAACACACCCGCUCCUGCUCCAACCACUACAUAGUGCUGUGUAUAGAGAACACAUACGUUGGGAACACACAUGAAAGGAGGACCUGAGUAGACAGAGGAAACACAAACACACACACACACACACACACACACAUAAACACACAUGCAGGCAGGUUGACAGUGCAGAGCAGAAUGUGAUACAGUGCACAUGAAUGGGAACACACACAGGCACAUACACACAUUAUGAUCAUCAUCACCAUUUGCAUAGAAAUUACAAGUACACAGACUUUUGUUCACACAUGCAAACACGCAGAUAAACUCACAUGUUAACAUGCAGAAGCAAGCUCCUACACGAACGUAACACACAUCAAGACACACACACGUUGUUCAAUUUAAUCUUUAUUUCACACCUGAACCCAUAAUGUUGCCACGCAUCCGUCCAAGUUUAGAUUUCAAUUAUUUAUAUUCAGCACACAUCUAACAGUGCAUCUUAUAGUUCACAGCGGGUCAUCACACAGGACAGGUUACACUAUUUGUUGUUUUGGGAUAUCAGGCACUGACACAAACUGAUCUGAAUAGAAAUGAUGAUGGCAUGAAGGCACAUACUAGUGCUACAAAUUCAAAUUCACGUCAUAGUUUCAUAUGUUUGGGUGUGUUUUUCAGUUCCAGGCAGCCAUUGGUUUCCAUCCAUCUCCCUACAGUACAAAAAUGUAUGUAAUAUUUUUCGUCGGUGUUGUUACUGUUGCAUGGUAAUGGAGUUUUAUGCAAUUUCAAAAUGCAUUACCUCACAACAAUAAUAUCAUUUUGACAAAAACAUUUGUUUCAUACUGUACAGAAAUGAAGGUAAACCAAUGGAUCACAUUACUAGAACUGAUUCAUUUAAUAUCUUUUUUUUAAUGGAGGAAUAAAGGUAAAAAUGCUCCAUGUACAAAAUUUUACAUGCCAUGACAGUGUUGUAGUUUAGACAAAAGCUGUUUCUUAAAAAGAGAAGAAACAUUUACACCGCAGAUUGUGACUGAGUUUUCAGGUUAUGAUAGAAAUAAGAUAAUCAGGUAUGAGUAACUUAGAAUUAUGAUUUCUCUUUAAAGGAUAAGGCUGCAAUAUUCAGCAUUUUUGUUAUUGUCAUCAAAUCCCCUGAGAAAACUAAAACUAACUGUCUCUAAAGACUUUCCAACUUACCCACUCUGUGUGUGGCUCUCAGCCCCAAGCCCAUUGAUUGCUAAUGAAGAUGUAAAUCUUUUAAAAUGAGUCAUAAAUA
Messenger RNA from Thunnus maccoyii (southern bluefin tuna), 5536 nucleotides. RefSeq names its product collagen, type XV, alpha 1b (gene col15a1b). The record is from RefSeq and is a predicted model, not a curated record. The transcript has 43 exons. Lineage: Eukaryota; Metazoa; Chordata; Actinopteri; Scombriformes; Scombridae. Gene Ontology annotation, molecular function: low-density lipoprotein particle binding; pattern recognition receptor activity. Bases 238 to 4386 code for a protein of 1382 amino acids.